Molecule: messenger RNA, 435 nt
Organism: Linum tenue
Lineage: Eukaryota; Viridiplantae; Streptophyta; Magnoliopsida; Malpighiales; Linaceae
Source: the annotation of a GenBank genome assembly
AUGGAUGGUGCUUUGUAUUUGAAUGAUCCUAUUGUGCCUUCAAAUCAAAAUAGUAAUGGUAAUGAUAAUGGUAAUGGUAAUGCUACUGCUAAUGGUUCUGGUAAUGAUGCCUCGACAAAUGAAAAUGAAAAUGUUGAAAUAAUUCUUGAUAAAGAUCGUAAAUUGACUUCUGAUGUCUUGCCAUAUUUUGUGCGAGUGAAGUUUAAUGGGGAGAUUAAAGCUAAGUGUAGAUACUGUCGAAAACGAUUAGGUGGUGAUACUAGUAAUGGAACCUCCCACCUAAGGAACCAUUAUAAAACUUACACCCAAAGAAAUAUACAUGAUGGUAGGCAGAGAGUUCUUGGUCCUGAUUAUAAACCAACUAGGAAACCCCUCCUAUCUGCUACUCAAUUCAAUUCUGAUGUGUCUAGGAAGGAAUUGUGUUAUUUAUUAUGA